Drosophila melanogaster (fruit fly) is the source of this 1894-nucleotide messenger RNA. It is a transcript of the gene Dtwd2, whose product is annotated as DTW domain containing 2. Gene Ontology annotation, molecular function: tRNA-uridine aminocarboxypropyltransferase activity. The transcript is spliced from 2 exons. The coding region runs from base 84 to 839 and encodes 251 amino acids. NCBI's taxonomy places the organism in Eukaryota, Metazoa, Arthropoda, Insecta, Diptera, Drosophilidae. Gene Ontology annotation, biological process: tRNA modification. The record is from RefSeq and is marked reviewed.
ACCUAGUUGCGAAUUGUUGCUUACGGAUUUCUUAUCGUGCGGAAUAUAAACUUAGCAUUUUUCUAAUUUAAUCAAUUAUAAGUAUGGAGGAUGACGCGUGGCUGGACCUCGUGGGCAUCAGCGCCGAUCCGCCCAACAGACGCAACAAGUGCGAGAAAUGCAAACGACCCGUGGUUGUUUGCUGGUGCCCGGCUUUACCGCAUCCACCUGAGGCGGUGUCCUCACAGAUUGUUAUACUGCAACACCCUGCAGAGGAGAAGAGAUCGCUACGCACUGCACUGAUGCUGCAGUUGGGUUUGGAACCGGGAAAAUGUGUCGUCUACAAAGGCAAGCGGUUUCCAAACCAUAGAAACCAUGCUGAUCUGCAGAGGAUUUUGGACUCUCCACAAACACUGCUUCUGUAUCCCAGUCGGGACUCGGUCCCACUGGAAGAGGUGGACCACAGUGCGGGUCCUUAUACACUGGUGCUCAUCGAUGGUACCUGGCCUCAGGCUAAAGCCAUUUACGCUAGCAGUCCGGCUCUACACCGCCUGCGACAGGUGAAACUCAUCGCCGUGGGUAUAAGUGACUACAUCAUCCGUACACAGCCUACUGAAGGAUGCCUUAGCACACUAGAGACCGCUGCGCAAUGCCUGGCAGUGCUGGAAUCUCGGCCAGAGCUGAGGCAAACGCUCGUGCGACCGCUGCACACGCUGUGCAAGUACCAACUAGACAACGGAGCCGUGGAGCACCAGUCCAAGGAGUUUCUAUUGAAGAACAACCAGUACCCCAAGCCCAUUGGCAAGCGGCUCAGCCGUCUGCUUAGAAACACCGCCUGCGAUGGCAAUGAGGAAACGUGAUAGCCGGGGCAGAAAAUACCAAAUAACUUGCAGGUGCCUGUGCUUUAUAGCCAAUUUUGUGUUCCGGUCGUAGCCGUAUUUGAUUUAGUGACGCUAACAUUAUAAUUUUCUACUGAUAAGUCCGAGAUGUGACCUUUGAUGUUAUUCAUACAGUGGGUUUGUUUCUAGCAUCCGUGAGGGCUCUAGUAAACACGCACUUGACGAUGGCAUAGCCCCGCAUGCAAGCAUUCGUCUCGUCCUCUGAGGAUUACACAUUAAAGAUUUCGUUUGUAAUUAAAAAGUUCUGCCUAGAACACUCACUGCCUUCAGCUUCGCAGGCCUCAACGGAAUCGCCAGUGGCUGGCCAAACAUAUUUGCGCACCAGAUCCGUAUUUAACUUAUAGUCCGUCAUCAAACCGGACUUUUCGAAAAAGCAGUGAAAAUAGCACUGCAAGUAAUCUUUGAGUAUCGGGAGGCGAAGGAUCUGCAAAGCACACCUACCAUGCUGGUUACCUUAUCCUUGUCAUCUGGCAAAUCCCCAGUGUUAUUAAACUGCAAGACAUUGGCUGAAAGAGGCGAUAAAUGUAGUCAUAUAUUGCCUUCGUUAACCUUUGCACUCACUCAUCGACGUUAUGAAACUAGCAUUGCAGUUACGAUUAACCUCGUCAAAAUCUACGUAGUCAGCCUCUCUAGGAGCUGAAGUGGUGGUGGAUAUGUCAUCCACAUCGCCAUCGAAACUAUCAUAGUUUAUGAUGAAAAUAUCACCAUUAUCCUUGGCGUGAUCCUGUAGAGCCCUGGCACAAUUCGGGCUCAAGAUCAGAAAAGCAAUGACAGCACAAGCUCUAACUAACGCGGAAUACAUCUUGAACAAACAAAGUGCUGGAUGGGAUUCUGUGACUGACCUUUUAUAGAUCACAUUCUCAUGCAUUGAAUAGAUUUCAUUGUGCCAUGCACAGUUACAAUAAUUUGACAUAUUAUUUCCGGAAAUUGAGUACCAAUAAAGUAUACUUUUAAUGAACUUCACACAAAAGAAUCUAGCUUUUCAGUGAUUGUUCAAUUAUAGAUAAUUUCUCACU